AUGGUAUAUUUUCAAGCAGAAGAAAAGUUACCUCCGUAAAGUUAAGUUAAAGUAUAAAAGGAAAAUACAUCUUAAAACAGUGAGAAGUAAUUAAAUUAAGAUACGAAAAAAACUAGAAGAUAAAAAUUAAUUGGAUAUACAAAAUGGCAGAGAAGAUUUAGAGAAAAAGAUUAAUUUAAAGAAGAGUAUGAUAUACCUGAUGGAGAUAUAUUAAAUGGAAGAGAACUUUAUGUUAAAAGUUGUUGUGCUACUUGUCAUAGUGUUGAUGAUGAAUAUAAUAAUGCCUUACCAUUAGAAGUAUUAUAUAGAUUUAAAGGAAUGUUUGUUAAAUCUAAAUACGCCUAGUGCAGUUAUCAUUGGAACAGGAAUAGGCUAUAUUCUAUUCUUUGGGACCCAAAUCAAUAUUUUUAGACAGAUUUUUACCUAGAUCCAAUUGAAGAUUCUAAAGAAAGAGCUGAUAUAGCUGAAUAUUUAGUUCAUUUAAAAUACAGUACACAUCCACCUCAAUUUUGGCAUGACAGAUGA
This is a messenger RNA of Tetrahymena thermophila SB210, 525 nucleotides long. Its product is annotated as cytochrome protein C. The record is from RefSeq and is a predicted model, not a curated record. NCBI's taxonomy places the organism in Eukaryota, Ciliophora, Oligohymenophorea, Hymenostomatida, Tetrahymenidae. The transcript has a single exon. Gene Ontology annotation, molecular function: electron transfer activity; heme binding.